CUGGUGCUGCGGUGUGGUCACACAGAUCGCUGCUAGCAGGCUGGGUCAGGUUAGCGCCGCUCGGGGCUCCUCCGCUUCAUGUCGUGUUUCUAGCCCCGGUUCCUAGUCCCGUCCUACACUCGCCUCGAAGAAUGAGCGACAACGACGACAUCGAAGUCGACAGUGACGAAGACUCCCCGAGGUAUCACUGUGUGGCAGACAAACGGGCGCACCACAAUGCGCUGGAGCGCAAGCGUAGGGAUCACAUCAAAGAUAGCUUCCACAGCCUGCGGGACUCUGUGCCCGCGCUCCAGGGCGAGAAGGUUGGUAACCCUCAAACUGCGUCUCGGGCUCAGAUCCUCGACAAAGCCACAGAGUACAUCCAGUACAUGAGGCGAAAAAAUCACACGCACCAGCAGGACAUCGACGACCUGAAGAGGCAGAACGCCCUGCUGGAGCAGCAAGUGCGUGCUCUGGAGAAGGUGAAGGGCUCGGCCCAGCUCCAGGCCAGCUACUCCUCCUCCGACAGCAGCCUGUACACCAACCCCAAGGGCAGCGCCGUGUCGGCGUUCGACGGCGGCUCCGACUCCAGCUCCGAGUCGGAGCCGGAGGAGCCGCCCAACAGGAAGAAGCUGCGCGUGGAGGCCAGCUAGGAAGCCCAUCGACCCCCCCCACCCGGCCCAGGUGGAGGUGGCGGAGCACAAGGGGGAGGGUGAGAGCGAACGCAGCCUCGAAGCUCUCCAGGCUCAUCGAACCCUCCCCCCCCCACCACAUCUCUCACGCCAACGCCGACGACCACCGCCACCGGCCGCGGCCUCACUCUCUCUCCUCCAUCUCUGGGUGGGCUCGCACUGGAGACUCGGGACCCCCUGAAACCUCCUCACACCACCACCCCCUCUCUCUCUCUCCCUCUCUCGCCCCACCCGGUCUCUGCGAACAGGAGAGAGGAAGCCAGCCGGGUGGAAGACGACUGCUUCAACACAUGUAGAGAGCUUCAGGUUUUCUCCCCUCCCUAUCCCCCCCUUCCCUCUCCCUUUCCCUCCCCCUCUCUCUCUCUCUCCCUUCCCCCCUCCCUCUCUCUCUCUCCCACUCUUCCCCUGUUCUGGUCAUUGGUAUUUCCCCUCUAGCGACGUCCGCAGUCCAAAACCCAAAAAAAGAGGCAGCUUGGCAACUUAAAGACUUGAUGCUUUUUUUGUACCCUCAAUGAAGCCCCUCCUCCGACCCGGGGUUGUUUUGGGAGGGGGGGGAGCACCAGGUGUACUCCUCCAAGCACUGCUAUAUUAUAUAUUUUACUUUCUUUUUUUGUUCAUUUUGUUCUUCUUGAUUAAAAAAAAAAAAAAAAACCUGUUUAGAAUCUACACACACACACACCUAGAUAAAUGCUCCUGCAGAAGUUUACCUUUUUUUAAAAAUAAAACUGGAAAAAAAAAACAACACAACCAAUUUGUAGCUUAAUUAUUUUCCACUAAAGAAUGUGAAGGUGCUUAAAUAAUGAAACCCACCUCAGGCCCGGCGGACGUUUCCUGCCCGACGACGUCCGCUAACACGAGAAAAAAAAACUGAAAAAAUAGAAAACGUGACUCUGUUGAAAAUUGAUGUUUUGAAGGAGAAUCUUCCUGAACCUGUAUCGUAUUUCGUCCUUUAGCUUGAAGUAGUGAAUGACUUUAGGUGGCUGAAUACAUUAGGCAUCUCGUUUUAUAUAUUAUUAUGAUUAUUAUUAAACAAAAAAAAAACAACGCAUUGAUUGGAUGUUUUUUCGAGUUGGAGAACGAUAAUUAAAUAUGUUAUGCAUUUUGUAGUAAUCUCACGAGUCCUUGGGGUAAAAAAAAAAAUAUAUAUAUAGCCAAUUUGUCACAUGUAGUUUUCCUUAAGGGUAUGAAAUAGGUCUUGAAUGUCAGAAGGUAGCUCCCGUCCGCCGCAGUACAAGGAAGCGGAAUCGGUCCCAGUCGAUGUGUUGUGCUUUACACGGUAAAAUCAAUGUUGCUGAAUCUCUUUCCCCCCCCCCCACGCCCCCCUGAGACAUAUGGAAGCAUUUUGCGUGUCUAGGAAACGUGUGUGUCUGUAUAUUGUUUCCGUUUUAUUUCCAUUUAGGAGGAUAUCAUUAGUGUAAAAGGUCUUUUGUUUGUCCGAUUCCAUUCCAUGGAAAUUACAAGUAUGUUGUACAUACUGCCAACAAUUGUCUUGCAAGUUGAGGCCUACCUUUACUAUGAGACUAUAAAAUAAACUAUUUUAUCCUUUAA
Limanda limanda (common dab) is the source of this 2219-nucleotide messenger RNA. RefSeq names its product myc associated factor X (gene max). The record is from RefSeq and is a predicted model, not a curated record. Bases 132 to 632 code for a protein of 166 amino acids. Gene Ontology annotation, molecular function: DNA-binding transcription factor activity; protein dimerization activity. Lineage: Eukaryota; Metazoa; Chordata; Actinopteri; Pleuronectiformes; Pleuronectidae. Gene Ontology annotation, biological process: positive regulation of transcription by RNA polymerase II. Gene Ontology annotation, cellular component: RNA polymerase II transcription regulator complex. The transcript has 5 exons.